Aaosphaeria arxii CBS 175.79 is the source of this 1513-nucleotide messenger RNA. Its product is annotated as Bromodomain-containing protein. The record is from RefSeq and is a predicted model, not a curated record. Bases 46 to 1266 code for a protein of 406 amino acids. Gene Ontology annotation, molecular function: protein binding; histone H3 acetyltransferase activity. Gene Ontology annotation, biological process: positive regulation of transcription by RNA polymerase II; chromatin remodeling. Gene Ontology annotation, cellular component: histone acetyltransferase complex. Lineage: Eukaryota; Fungi; Ascomycota; Dothideomycetes; Pleosporales. The transcript has 5 exons.
AAGUAAGUGAAGGUGAAGAGGCAGAAAUUGUCAAGAGCAAACAGCAUGGUUCCUUCGCAAAGUGAAGAUGUAAAGCGCAAGGCCACGCAACCCCUCGACCCUGGCUCGCCGCCAAAGCGCGUAAAGCAAUCGAGCGAGAGCCCCUCCGAAGAGGAGAAACCGGCGCGUCCUCCAGCAAAACGGAUAGUUCCCUUCCCAGAGAAGCCUGCCGUCAUCGAAGAAAGGGAAGGAGAGAUCGAGUUUCGCGUAGUCAACAACGAUGGCCGCAGGGACAGCACCAUCAUUCUCACGGGCUUGAAAUGUAUCUUCCAGAAACAGUUGCCUAAGAUGCCAAAGGACUACAUUGCCCGUCUUGUUUAUGAUCGCACGCACAUGAGCAUAGCCAUCGUGAAGAAGCCGUUGGAAGUUGUUGGUGGUAUAACAUAUCGACCUUUCCGUGGCCGCCAAUUCGCCGAGAUCGUCUUCUGCGCCAUAUCCUCUGACCAACAGGUCAAGGGUUAUGGAGCGCAUCUUAUGUCUCACUUGAAGGACUAUGUCAAGGCAACUUCUGAUGUUAUGCAUUUCCUCACAUACGCAGACAACUAUGCUAUCGGUUACUUUAAGAAACAAGGGUUCACCAAGGAGAUCACGCUCGAGAAAUCGCGCUGGAUGGGAUACAUCAAGGAUUACGAAGGAGGAACCAUCAUGCAGUGUUCAAUGGUGCCCAAGAUCCGCUACCUCGAGUCUGGGCGCAUGCUUCUUAAGCAAAAGGAAUGCGCCAACGCAAAGAUUCGAUCCGUCUCAAAGUCCUUUGUAGUCCACCAGCCUCCCGCGCAGUGGAAGAACGGAGUGACCAAGAUCGAUCCCUUGACUAUCCCAGCCAUCAAGGCAUCGGGCUGGAGCCCUGACAUGGACGAAAUGGCUCGGGCACCCCGCCACGGACCCAACCAUCUUCCACUCUUGCACCUCCUCACUCACCUGCAGAACAACAGCAAUGCAUGGCCGUUCCAGCAACCAGUCAACAAGGACGAGGUUCUGGAUUACUACGAAGUCAUCACCAGCCCGAUGGACCUUGCGACCAUGGAAGAGAAACUCAACAACGACAAGUACCCCACGGUCGAAGAGUUCAUCCACGACGCCCAGCUCGUCUUCACCAACUGCAAGAAGUACAACGGCGAGGGCAGCGUCUACGUCAAGGCCGCCGGCCGCCUCGAGCGCGAGAUGUGGCGCCGCAUCAAGGAGGUGCCUGAAUGGAGUCAUCUCGAAAGCGAACUUGGCGGAAAGUAAAGAGAUCUAGUCUUAUCCGCCUAGGACGAGAAUUCCAUUGUGUUAUUAUUUGUACGAUUUUUAGCGAGGAGUCCGGUUAAGGCGGGGAAUCAAUCAGUCAAUGGGAUCGGAAUAUGCAUGUCUACUACGGCCGCACCAGGAGGACAAGCAAAGGAAGGAGAGAGCCAAUGCGAGACAUGUUCUCUGGCUCGUGUGGACUCUUCGAUACGAUUACCAAUUAUCAAAUGCUCAUCAAGGUUAAUCCUAU